This is a messenger RNA of Ipomoea nil (Japanese morning glory), 966 nucleotides long. RefSeq lists its product as uncharacterized. Bases 1 to 966 code for a protein of 321 amino acids. The record is from RefSeq and is a predicted model, not a curated record. Lineage: Eukaryota; Viridiplantae; Streptophyta; Magnoliopsida; Solanales; Convolvulaceae. The transcript has a single exon. Gene Ontology annotation, molecular function: nucleic acid binding; RNA-DNA hybrid ribonuclease activity.
AUGGGGGACUACUCUGAUGACCCAGGUGCUUUUGAUAAAUGGGUUACAUUAUGGAAAUUAAGAGUGCCACCUAAAUGGAAAACCUUUUUAUGGAGAGCUGUGUCUGGCAUACUACCCACCACUGAUAAUUUAAUUGUUAAACGAGUGGAGGUGGAUCCUAUAUGUCCCAUGUGUGGCAAUACACAAGAAAAUAUUAUGCAUGCGCUGAUUUUAUGUGAUUAUUCUAAAAUGGUUUGGAAUAUUUCGGGAUUACCUGUUACGAAUAUCCAAACUAAUUUUUUCCAAUCAUGGUUCAUAGGCAUGAUGGACUCGUUGUUAGAGGGGCAAGUAUGCCUGGCAGUUGGGAUCCUCUACUACUUAUGGCUAGCAAGGAAUUCGGCGUUAUGGGAGAGAGCCUUGCCACGGCCUACGGCUACAGUGAAGAAGGCGGUGCUGACCAAGGAGGCCUUCACCAGGCUGAGACGAGUGGCGGCACAGCCGAAUGCUACAGUGAUGCCGGAAACCGAACCGUAUGGGCUCAAGUGCUAUUUCGAUGCAGGCUACAGACAACACACGGGGGAAGCAACGUACGGAGUUGUGUUACUCAAUCACGAGGGUGUUUUUAUGGCAGCCUCGGCGGGGACACUACCUGGUGCCUUUUCACCCAUUAUGGCAGAAGCCCUAGCAUGCAAGGAAGCCCUAUCGCGGCUUAAAGGGCGCGAUAUACAGAGGGUUGAUCUAAUCACUGAUUGCAUGGAGUUGCGUAACAUGAUAAUAUCAAGAAGUACCGGAAUACGAUCGUAUGUUGGGGUCAUUGCGGACCAGUGCAGGACAACUAUGUCAUUAUUUAAUUACUGUCCUUUACAUUAUAUUUCCAGAACUGCUAAUAUGCAUGCUCAUACACUAGCUUCGUUAACAUUCGAUCAGGAACAUCCUAUGUACUGGGAUGUAAUCCCACCUGACUCUAUUACUAUGUUCGUUCAUUAA